Coccinella septempunctata (seven-spotted ladybird) is the source of this 1017-nucleotide messenger RNA. RefSeq names its product 39S ribosomal protein L28, mitochondrial (gene mRpL28). The record is from RefSeq and is a predicted model, not a curated record. NCBI's taxonomy places the organism in Eukaryota, Metazoa, Arthropoda, Insecta, Coleoptera, Coccinellidae. Gene Ontology annotation, molecular function: structural constituent of ribosome. Bases 114 to 953 code for a protein of 279 amino acids. Gene Ontology annotation, cellular component: mitochondrial large ribosomal subunit. The transcript has 6 exons.
AACCUAACAAGUUUCAAUUUCUAUGGAAAUACACGUUUUUAGGUUAUAUGACAAUAAUUUGAAUUUGAUACCAAAGAGGAAUCCUUGUUGAUAUUUACGAAAAUUGUGAUCAAAUGAAUUCUAGAGUCUUCAAAUCCUUGGGAAAACUCAAUACACUAGCAGUCUUUGAGAAAGGUACUGGUGCUCUCCUUCCUGAAGCUUAUAAAAAAUUCUUUAAAGAAUGGAUUAUUCAAAAGCCUGCUUCAGUUCACUAUAUACCAGAAGUUGAAAAAUGGAAACGGAAUGAAUUAACUGGGGAAGUGAAGCCUGUCCAGGAUAAUCCUAUUCCACUAAUAUUUCCUGUAGAGUAUAACAAUCAAUUAUGGGGUGGAGAAGGUAUUGUUCAAGGCUUUCAAAAAAGGUCAGAAUUAAAAAGGAGAGUCCCCCAUUUUUGGGUACCCACAUUGAGAAGAUCAGUUGUUUAUAGUGAAGUACUUGAUAAAUAUAUGUCAGUUGUGGUUACUGAUAGAGCAAUAAAUCUAAUAAAUUCCAAUUAUGGAUUUGAUCAUUACUUACUGAAGACUUCUGCCUGUGACCUGAAAUCACUUUUGGCAUUAAGAUUGAAGAGAAGGAUAUUGAAAGACCUUUAUAAUGAAUGUCCUGCCUAUGAAAAAGGUUCUGAAAAACAAAAGCGUAUCAUGCAAGAAUAUGGGAAAUAUUUAUCCUCUUUUACCAGGGAAGAAGUAGAGUGGUAUGGUUAUACCUUUCCGGAAGCUUGCAAGAAAAUGGAAGCUAUACUAGCUGAACAAAACAAACCAGUUCCAUUGAAAAAUAUUUAUAGGAUGGAACUUUUUGAGAAGCUUAAAGCUGAAAAAAUUUCGAAGGAAAAUGACCCUGAAGGAAUUAAAGUCAGUGAUUCACCAUCAUCUUGGCUGCAAAAAAUCAACCCAUUUGGAAGGAAACAGGAAACAUGAAAAUAAUUAAAAAUGUGUAACAGAAAUAAAUAUAGGUAGUGUGCUUUGUAAUGAAUUGCAUUUC